GUAACAACAGAAAAAGAAAAAAAUCAUGGUAAUUUAAGUAAUGAAAAUCACUUGCAAUGAAAAACAAAUAUAUAUAUAUAUAUAUAUAUAUAUAUAUAUAAAUAUAAAGAAGCCUCGAAUACUCCAUCAAAUCUCACCAUAUUUUGUUUUUUUCUCGUUUGGACCAUUCGGAGGACACAACAAAAUCCUCGAGCUUUUCAUUUUUCUUCAAUUGAUCAGUAUGGCUGAAGAAGAAGUGCAAAAAAACGAAUCUAAAAUCCCAGAAAUCGUUUUGAAUUCAGGACACAAGAUGCCGGCGUUAGGGAUGGGAUGUGCCGCCGAGAAACUGCCACCAGUGGAGGAGUUGACGUCAAUUCUGGUUCAUGCAAUGGAGAUCGGCUACCGGCACUUUGACACCGCCGCCUGUUACGGCUCGGAGGAGGCCGUCGGAAAAGCCGUGGCUAAGGCUUUGGAAAUCGGUUUGAUACAAAAUAGAGAUGAAUUGUUCAUCACUUCUAAGCUCUGGAUCACCAACAGUCAUCAUGAUCUUGUUCUUCCAGCCCUGAAGAAAACCCUCGAGUAAUAUAUACUGAUUUUCAAUGCUUCUUUUACUACUAUAUUUUGGUUUUAGGAUUUCCGUAAUCUUCAAAAAAUUGAGUAUUUCCGUAAUUGUAAAUGUAUAUUUUCUUUCUUUUGCAUUAAACACGGCAUGACUUACAAAAAUGGUUGAUGAGUCAUAAAAAUCACUUAGAAAUAGUCUUAAGCCUUUAACCAUAUUUCGUUAUAAGAGAUUCUUUUAUUCCCCCCUAAAAAAAUAAAAAAAAAAUAAAAAAAAAUCUUCUCCUUUCAUUUCCGUCUUAUAAACACAAUAGCAAUCCAAAAUUUUUUGUUACAGGACUCACGAUGAUAUAUGUCACUGAAUCGAAUUCUUGUCUUCUUCAACUUCCAUUUUUUUUUUUCAUUUUUCUUUCUUUUUGUGUCUUUUGAAAUUUAUGUUAGGACCAUGGGGCUAGAAUAUUUGGACUUGUAUCUGAUUCACUGGCCAGUGAGGAUAAAGGAAGGGGCUAAUAUGUUUAAUCUUGCGGAAGGUGAAGUGUUGCCCUUUGAUAUUCAUGGGACUUGGAAGGCCAUGGAAGAUUGCUCCAAAUUGGGAUUAACCAAAUCUAUUGGUUUGAGCAAUUUCUCUUGUGAAAAAAUCUCACAACUCCUUGAACAUGCCACCAUCCCACCUGCAAUAAAUCAGGUGGAAAUGAAUGUUAGUUGGCAACAGCGGAAAUUACUACCAUUUUGCAAGGAGAAAAGAAUACAUGUAUGUGGUUGGUCUCCACUUGGAGCUUAUGGUGUUCUUUGGGGAUCUAAUGCAGUCAUGGAGAGUCAAAUCCUCAAAGACAUUGCAACUUCUAAGAGCAAGACCAUUUCUCAGGUGGCUCUGAGAUGGAUAUAUGAGCAAGGAGUAAGCCCAAUUGUUAAGAGUUUUAAUGAGGAUAGGAUGCAACAAAAUCUCCAAAUAUUUGACUGGGAACUCACAAAGGAAGAAAACGUUCAGAUUCUGCAAAUCCCUCAACGUAGAGUAUUUAGAGCAGAUUCAUUUGUGCAGGAAAAUGGACCAAUUAAAUCUGUUGAGGAGCUAUGGGAUGGAGACAUAUGAAUCUUUAAUUUCCAUUAUGGACCUUUUUCUUUCAAUCUAUGAUUGAGUAUUUAGCAUGGGAUUUUUUUUUACUCCGGAACAGAUUAAGCCAACACUGAGCCUUCUAUGGUGUUGAUUUCAACAAUUUAGUGAGUUUGAACAUUCGAUGAAUUGAGAAGAAUAAGUAGCCAUGAGGUGGAUUUUUUUAAAAAAAAAAUAUUUUUUUUGUGCAUUUUACAUUCAUUAUUGAUUCAUUAUCAAACUACCAGGGUUAUAUAUUCUCUGUGCUAGCAUACUUAGCUUUAGUCAGCGAAUAAUACUAGGGAAAGCAAUCAAGUCGUUUAUCAACUGAAAUAUUUUAUUUUAAAUUUGGAUUUGAGCUAGAAAAAAAAAACUCCAACAUAAGCUACCC
Oldenlandia corymbosa var. corymbosa is the source of this 2018-nucleotide messenger RNA. The record is from the annotation of a GenBank genome assembly. Lineage: Eukaryota; Viridiplantae; Streptophyta; Magnoliopsida; Gentianales; Rubiaceae.